UACAACAGACCCGGAAAAUAAACUUUCACCGGAAAUCGAAGGCGUCGUCUCCGUGUUCGUAGCUAACAGCGCGCGGACCGUCAGAAAACUUCAUCUGAAAGCUUCAUAGUUUGAGCUGUGAGUGACUGUUGAACGUUGGGAGCGACUUUUCCAACCGUUUAUUUCCGUUAGGAGCGGCUGAGCGUUACUGCGCUGAUUUUAAUGCAGAGGUCGAAGCUCGUCGAAGUUUAACGAAGUAAAAUCGUGAGAAAAGUUGGUUUUCUGUGAGUCCAGCGCCGAGAAAGACAGGAGGGAGAAAGAGGAUAUAACGGAAUCACAGGUUUGAACCGAACACAGCCGAGAAAACAAGAGAAGAGGACGAAACAAACAGACUGAAAGUGAAAGUAUGAAGUCAGUCCAGACGCCAUUUUGACUCCACAGCAGAAAGAAACAGGACGUGUGCAGGUGUUACAGGUUUACCUCUCAAACCAGAGAAGAUGAAUGAUUUGGAGGAAGAGGACAGAGCAGAGUCUCCAGGAUCCAGCUGUCUGUCUAUGAAGAGUGACUGGUCCAAAAAUUUUAAUCCUCCACUCUUCAGUAAUGAACCUGGACCCUCAGACACAAACAGUCAUCAGACACAGUUUCCACUACGGAGAGCAGAGUCUCCAGGAUCCAGCUGUCUGUCUAUGAAGAGUGACUGGUCCAAAGAUUUUAAUCCUCCAGACUUCAGUAAUGAACCUGGACCCUCAGACACAAACAGUCAUCAGACACAGUUUCCACUAGAGAAGAAGAGGAGUGGUGUUUCUGUGGAGGAGCAGCUGUCCUGCUGUGAUCUGUGUCAGGACGUCCUGAAGUAUCCAGUCUCUACAGCCAGUCAGACCAGCACUGUAUGGGGCGGCUGUGGCUCAGGAGCAGAUAGUGGUCUGCAGGAGGUUUUAGAUGAACAUAAGAUCAGUCUGAGGAGGAGAUGUGAACGUGUGACUGAAGGAACUGAUGGAACAGGAAGUAGAACCCUCCUCAACAGGAUCUACACUGAGCUCUACAUCACAGAGGGACAGAGUGAAGAGGUUAAUACCCAACAUGAGGUGAGGCAGCUGGAGACAGCUUCCAAGAAGAAGACCCUCCAUGACACUCCAAUCAGGUGCCAGGACAUCUUUAAAGCCUUACCUGACCAACAGAGACACAUCAGAGUGGUUCUGACCAACGGCGUCGCUGGUGUUGGAAAAACCUUCUCAGUGCAGAAGUUCACUCUGGACUGGGCAGAGGGCUUGGAAAACCAAGAUGUCAGUCUGCUGGUUCUGCUUUCGUUCAGGGAGCUGAACCUGAUCAGAGAUGAGCAGUACAGUCUUCUCACGCUGCUCCAUGUUUUCCAUCCAACAUUACAGAAGGUCACAGCAGAGAAGCUGGCUGUCUGUAAAGUUCUGUUCAUCUUUGACGGCCUGGAUGAAAGCAGACUUUCACUGGAUUUCAACAACAGGAAGGUUGUGUCUGACGUCACACAGAAGUCAUCAGUCAACGAGCUGCUGACAAACCUCAUCCAGGGGAAUCUGCUUCCCUCGGCUCUGGUCUGGAUAACUUCCAGACCUGCAGCGGCCAAUCAGAUCCCUCCUUCAUGUGUUGACAGGGUAACAGAAGUACGAGGCUUCACUGACCCACAGAAGGAGGAGUACUUCAGAAGGAGAUCCAGUGAUGAAGAGCUGUCCAACAGAACCAUCUCACACAUCAAGACCUCCAGGAGCCUCCACAUCAUGUGUCAAAUCCCAGUCUUCUGCUGGAUCGCUGCUACAGUUCUGGAGCACAUGUUGACUACAGAGCAGAGAGGAGAGCUGCCCAAGACCAUGACUGACCUGUACUCACACUUCCUGCUGGUUCAGACAAAGAGGAAGAAGAACAAGUACCAUGAGGGACAUGAGACGAAGCCACAGGAGCUGACGGAGGCUGACAGGGAAGUUCUUCUGAAGCUGGGGAGGCUGGCGUUUGAACAACUUGAGAAAGGAAACAUCAUGUUCUACCAAGAAGACCUGGAGCAGUGUGGUCUUGAUGUGACAGAGGCCUUGGUGUACUCAGGAGUUUGUACAGAGAUCUUCAAAAGAGAGAGUGUGAUCUUCCAGAAAACAGUCUACUGCUUUGUUCAUCUGAGCGUUCAGGAGUUUCUGGCUGCAGUCUACAUGUUCCACUGUUUCACCAACAGGAAGACACAGGUACUGGAGGACUUCAUGGGGAAAGACAGAGACUCAAAACCAAAAACUUUUCUUGGGAAGAUUUCUAAGAUUUUUGGAAACAGUGGUCCAUCUCUGGAUGACUUCCUGAGGAGAGCCAUGGAGAAAUCCCUUCAAAGUGAAAAUGGCCACCUGGACCUGUUUGUUCGCUUCCUUCAUGGCCUCUCUCUGGAGUCCAACCAGAGACUCUUAGGAGGCCUGCUGGGUCAGACAGAGAACAGUCCAGAAAUCAUCCAGAGGACCAUCAACAACCUGAAGAAGAUGAACAUGUCCAACACCUCUCCUGACAGAAGCAUCAACAUCUUCCACUGUCUGAUGGAGAUGAACGACCACUCAGUCCAUCAGGAGAUCCAAGAGUUCCUAAAGUCAGAGAACAGAUCAAAGAAGAGUCUCUCUGAGAUCCAGUGCUCAGCUCUGGCCUACAUGCUGCAGAUGUCAGAGGAGGUUCUGGAUGAGUUGGACCUGAACAAGUACAACACAUCAAAGGAGGGACGACGGAGACUGAUCCCAGCUGUGAGGAACUGCAGAAAGGCUCGACUUGAUAACUGUCGACUCUCAGAGAUUCACUAUGAAGUCGUGGCCUCAGCUCUGAAGUCCAACCCCUCCCAUCUGACAGAACUGGACCUGAGCUGGAACAACCUGGAGGAUUCAGGAGUGAAGAUACUGUCCUCUGGACUGGAGAGUCCAAACUGUGGACUGGAGACUCUGAGGUUGAAGAACUGCAGGUUGUCAGAGAUCAGCUGUUCUUCUCUGGCCUCAGCCCUGAAGUCCAACCCCUCCCAUCUGAGACAUCUGGACCUGAGUAACAAUGACCUGCAGGAUUCAGGAGUGAAGGAGCUGUGUGGUUUUCUGCAGAGUCCAGACUGUAGACUGGAGACUCUGGGGAUGAUGAACUGCAGGUUGUCAGAGAUCAGCUGUUCUUCUCUGGUCUCAGCUCUGAAGUCCAACCCCUCCCAUCUGAGAGAACUGGACCUGAGCUACAACAAGCUGCAGGAUUCAGGAGUGAAGGAGCUGUGUGGUUUUCUGCAGAGUCCAGACUGUAGACUGGAGACUCUGAGGUUGAGGGGCUGCAGGUUGUCAGAGAUCAGCUGUUCUUCUCUGGUCUCAGCUCUGAAGUCCAACCCCUCCCAUCUGAGACAUCUGGACCUGAGAGGAAACAAGCUGCAGGAUUCAGGAGUGAAGGAGCUGUGUGGUUUUCUGCAGAGUCCAGACUGUAGACUGGAGACUCUGAGGUUGAUGAACUGCAGUUUGUCAGAGAUCAGCUGUUCUUCUCUGGUCUCAGCUCUGAAGUCCAACCCCUCCCAUCUGAGAGAACUGGACCUGAGUGACAACAAGCUGCAGGAUUCAGACCUGAAGGAGCUGUAUGAUCUUGUGCAGAGUCCAGACUGUAGACUGGAGACUGUGAGUGUUACAGGUUUACCUCUCAGACCAGAGAAGAUGAAGGAUUUGGAGGAAGAGGAGGACAGAGCAGAGUCUCCAGGAUCCAGCUGUCUGUCUAUGAAGAGUGACUGGUCCAAAAAUUUUAAUCCUCCAGAGUUCAGUAAUGAACCUGGACCCUCAGACACAAAACGGAGAGCAGAGUCUCCAGGAUCCAGCUGUCUGUCUAUGAAGAGUGACUGGUCUAAAGAUCAUCCUCUAAACUUCAGUAAAGAACCUGGACCUUCAGACACAAAAGAGAAGAAGAGGAGUGGUGUCUCUGUGGAGGAGCAGCUGUCCUGCUGUGAUCUGUGUCAGGACGUCCUGAAGGAUCCAGUCUCUACCAGCUGUGGACACUGGUUCUGCAGACAGUGCAUCACCUCAUACUGGGACCAGUCUGGUCCCUCAGGAGACUCCUCCUGUCCCCAGUGUGGACAAAGAUCCAGAACAAGACCUGUACUGCAGACAGCCAGUCAGACCAGCACUGUACAAACAGAUAGUGGUCUGCAGGAGGUUUUAGAUGAACAUAAGAUCAGUCUGAGGAGGAGAUGUGAACGUGUGACUGAAGGAACUGAUGGAACAGGAAGUAGAACCCUCCUCAACAGGAUCUACACUGAGCUCUACAUCACAGAGGGACAGAGUGAAGAGGUUAAUACCCAACAUGAGGUGAGGCAGCUGGAGACAGCUUCCAAGGAGAAGACCCUCUAUGACACUCCAAUCAGGUGCCAGGACAUCUUUAAAGCCUUACCUGACCAACAGAGACACAUCAGAGUGGUUCUGACCAACGGCGUCGCUGGUGUUGGAAAAACCUUCUCAGUGCAGAAGUUGACUCUGGACUGGGCAGAGGGCUUGGAAAACCAAGAUGUCAGUCUGCUGGUUCUGCUUUCGUUCAGGGAGCUGAACCUGGUCAGAGAUGAGCAGUACAGUCUUCUCACGCUGCUCCAUGUUUUCCAUCCAACAUUACAGAAGGUCACAGCAGAGAAGCUGGCUGUCUGUAAAGUUCUGUUCAUCUUUGACGGCCUGGAUGAAAGCAGACUUUCACUGGAUUUCAACAGGAAGGUUGUGUCUGACGUCACACAGAAGUCAUCAGUCAACGAGCUGCUGACAAACCUCAUCCAGGGGAAUCUGCUUCCCUCGGCUCUGGUCUGGAUAACUUCCAGACCUGCAGCGGCCAAUCAGAUCCCUCCUUCAUGUGUUGACAGGGUAACAGAAGUACGAGGCUUCACUGACCCACAGAAGGAGGAGUACUUCAGGAGGAGAUCCAGUGAUGAAGAGCUGUCCAACAGAACCAUCUCACACAUCAAGACCUCCAGGAGCCUCCACAUCAUGUGUCAAAUCCCAGUCUUCUGCUGGAUCACUGCUACAGUUCUGGAGCACAUGUUGACUACAGAGCAGAGAGGAGAGCUGCCCAAGACCCUGACUGACCUGUACUCACACUUCCUGCUGGUUCAGACAAAGAGGAAGAAGAACAAGUACCAUGAGGGACAUGAGACGAGUCCACAGGAGCUGAUGGAGGCUGACAGGGAAGUUCUUCUGAAGCUGGGGAGGCUGGCGUUUGAACAACUGGAGAAAGGAAACAUCAUGUUCUACCAAGAAGACCUGGAGCAGUGUGGUCUUGAUGUGACAGAGGCCUUGGUGUACUCAGGAGUUUGUACAGAGAUCUUCAAAAGAGAGAGUGUGAUCUUCCAGAAAACAGUCUACUGCUUUGUUCAUCUGAGCGUUCAGGAGUUUCUGGCUGCAGUCUACAUGUUCCACUGUUUCACCAACAGGAAGACACAGGUACUGAAGAAGUUCCUGGGGAAAGACAGAGACUCAAAACCAAAAACUUUUCUUGGGAAGAUUUCUAAGAUUUUUGGAAACAGUGGUCCAUCUCUGGAUGUCUUCCUGAGCAGAGCCAUGGAGAAAUCCCUUCAAAGUAAAAAUGGCCACCUGGACCUGUUUGUUCGCUUCCUUCAUGGCCUCUCUCUGGAGUCCAACCAGAGACUCUUAGGAGGUCUGCUGGGUCAGACAGAGAACAGUCCAGAAAUCAUCCAGAGAGCCAUCAACAACCUGAAGAAGAUGAACAUGUCCAACACCUCUCCUGACAGAAGCAUCAACAUCUUCCACUGUCUGAUGGAGAUGAACGACCACUCAGUCCAUCAGGAGAUCCAAGAGUUCCUGAAGUCAGAGAACAGAUCAAAGAAGAGUCUCUCUGAGAUCCAGUGCUCAGCUCUGGCCUACAUGCUGCAGAUGUCAGAGGAGGUUCUGGAUGAGUUGGACUUAAACAAGUACAACACAUCAGAGGAGGGACGACUGAGACUGAUCCCAGCUGUGAGGAACUGCAGAAAGGCUCGACUUUAUAACUGUGGACUCUCAGAGAUUCACUGUGAAGUCGUGGCCUCAGCUCUGAAGUCCAACCCCUCCCAUCUGACAGAACUGAACCUGAGUGGAAACAACCUGGAGGAUUCAGGAGUGAAGAUACUGUCCUAUGGACUGGAGAGUCCAAACUGUAGACUGGAGACUCUGAGGUUGAAGAACUGCAGGUUGUCAGAGAUCAGCUGUUCUUCUCUGGUCUCAGCUCUGAAGUCCAACCCCUCCCAUCUGAGACAUCUGGACCUGAGUAACAAUGACCUGCAGGAUUCAGGAGUGAAGGAGCUGUGUGGUUUUCUGCAGAGUCCAGACUGUAGACUGGAGACUCUGGGGUUGAGGGGCUGCUGGUUGUCAGAGAUCAGCUGUUCUUCUCUGGUCUCAGCUCUGAAGUCCAACCCCUCCCAUCUGAGAGAUCUGGACCUGAGCUUCAACAAGCUGCAGGAUUCAGGAGUGAAGGAUCUGUGUGGUUUUCUGCAGAGUCCAGACUGUAGACUGGAGACUCUGGGGUUGAUGAACUGCAGGUUGUCAGAGAUCAGCUGUUCUUCUCUGGUCUCAGCUCUGAAGUCCAACCCCUCCCAUCUGAGAGAACUGGACCUGAGUCUCAACUACCUGCAGGAUUCAGGAGUGAAGGAGCUGUGUGGUUUUCUGCAGAGUCCAGACUGUAGACUGGAGACUCUGAGGUUGAGGGGCUGCAGGUUGUCAGACAUCAGCUGUUCUUCUCUGGUCUCAGCUCUGAAGUCCAACCCCUCCCAUCUGAGAGAUCUGGACCUGAGUGACAACAACAAGCUGCAGGAUUCAGGAGUGAAGGAGCUGUGUGGUUUUCUGCAGAGUCCAGACUGUAGACUGGAGACUCUGAGUGUUACAGGUUUACCUCUCAGACCAGAGAAGAUGAAGGAUUUGGAGGAAGAGGAGGACAGAGCAGAGUCUCCAGGAUCCAGCUGUCUGUCUAUGAAGAGUGACUGGUCCAAAGAUUUUAAUCCUCCACUCUUCAGUAAUGAACCUGGACCCUCAGACAGAAAACGGAGAGCAGAGUCUCCAGGAUCCAGCUGUCUGUCUAUGAAGAGUGACUGGUCCAAAGAAAAACCUCCACUCUUCAGUAAUGAACCUGGACCCUCAGACACAAAAAAGAGGAAGAGGAGUGGUGUUUCUGUGGAGGAGCAGCUGUCCUGCUGUGAUCUGUGUCAGGACGUCCUGAAGGAUCCAGUCUCUACAGCCAGUCAGACCAGCACUGUAUGGGGCGGCUGUGGCUCAGGAGCAGAUAGUGGUCUGCAGGAGGUUUUAGAUGAACAUAAGAUCAGUCUGAGGAGGAGAUGUGAACGUGUGACUGAAGGAACUGAUGGAACAGGAAGUAGAACCCUCCUCAACAGGAUCUACACUGAGCUCUACAUCACAGAGGGACAGAGUGAAGAGGUUAAUACCCAACAUGAGGUGAUGCAGCUGGAGACAGCUUCCAAGGAGAAGACCCUCCAUGACACUCCAAUCAGGUGCCAGGACAUCUUUAAAGCCUUACCUGACCAACAGAGACACAUCAGAGUGGUUCUGACCAACGGCGUCGCUGGUGUUGGAAAAACCUUCUCAGUGCAGAAGUUCACUCUGGACUGGGCAGAGGGCUUGGAAAACCAAGAUGUCAGUCUGCUGGUUCUGCUUUCGUUCAGGGAGCUGAACCUGAUCAGAGAUGAGCAGUACAGUCUUCUCACGCUGCUCCAUGUUUUCCAUCCAACAUUACAGAAGGUCACAGCAGAGAAGCUGGCUGUCUGUAAAGUUCUGUUCAUCUUUGACGGCCUGGAUGAAAGCAGACUUUCACUGGAUUUCAACAACAGGAAGGUUGUGUCUGACGUCACACAGAAGUCAUCAGUCAACCAGCUGCUGACAAACCUCAUCCAGGGGAAUCUGCUUCCCUCGGCUCUGGUCUGGAUAACUUCCAGACCUGCAGCGGCCAAUCAGAUCCCUCCUUCAUGUGUUGACAGGGUAACAGAAGUACGAGGCUUCACUGACCCACAGAAGGAGGAGUACUUCAGGAGGAGAUCCAGUGAUGAAGAGCUGUCCAACAGAACCAUCUCACACAUCAAGACCUCCAGGAGCCUCCACAUCAUGUGUCAAAUCCCAGUCUUCUGCUGGAUCACUGCUACAGUUCUGGAGCACAUGUUGACUACAGAGCAGAGAGGAGAGCUGCCCAAGACCCUGACUGACCUGUACUCACACUUCCUGCUGGUUCAGACAAAGAGGAAGAAGAACAAGUACCAUGAGGGACAUGAGACGAGUCCACAGGAGCUGACGGAGGCUGACAGGGAAGUUCUUCUGAAGCUGGGGAGGCUGGCGUUUGAACAUCUGGAGAAAGGAAACAUCAUGUUCUACCAAGAAGACCUGGAGCAGUGUGGUCUUGAUGUGACAGAGGCCUUGGUGUACUCAGGAGUUUGUACAGAGAUCUUCAAAAGAGAGAGUGUGAUCUUCCAGAAAACAGUCUACUGCUUUGUUCAUCUGAGCGUUCAGGAGUUUCUGGCUGCAGUCUACAUGUUCCACUGUUUCACCAACAGGAAGACACAGGUACUGGAGGACUUCCUGGGAAAAGACAGAGACUCAAAACCAAAAACUUUUCUUGGGAAGAUUUCUAAGAUUUUUGGAAACAGUGGUCCAUCUCUGGAUGUCUUCCUGAGCAGAGCCAUGGAGAAAUCCCUUAAAAGUAAAAAUGGCCACCUGGACCUGUUUGUUCGCUUCCUUCAUGGCCUCUCUCUGGAGUCCAACCAGAGACUCUUAGGAGGUCUGCUGGGUCAGACAGACAACAGUCCAGAAAUCAUCCAGAGAGUCAUCAACAACCUGAAGAAGAUGAACACGUCCAACAUCUCUCCUGACAGAAGCAUCAACAUCUUCCACUGUCUGAUGGAGAUGAACGACCACUCAGUCCAUCAGGAGAUCCAAGAGUUCUUGAAGUCAGAGAACAGAUCAGAGAAGGAACUCUCUGUGAUCCAGUGCUCAGCUCUGGCCUACAUGCUGCAGAUGUCAGAGGAGGUUCUGGAUGAGUUGGACCUGAACAAGUACAACACAUCAAAGGAGGGACGACGGAGACUGAUCCCAGCUGUGAGGAACUGCAGAAAGGCUCGACUUGAUUACUGUCGACUCUCAAAGAUUCACUGUGAAGUCGUGGCCUCAGCUCUGAAGUCCAACCCCUCCCAUCUGACAGAACUGGACCUGAGUGGAAACUGGGACCUGAAGGAUUCAGGAGUGAAGAUACUGUCCUCAGGACUGGAGAGUCCAAACUGUAGACUGGAGACUCUGAGGUUGAAGAACUGCAGGUUGUCAGAGAUCAGCUGUUCUUCUCUGGUCUCAGCUCUGAAGUCCAACCCCUCCCAUCUGAGACAUCUGGACCUGAGCUACAACGAGCUGCAGGAUUCAGGAGUGAAGAAGUUGUGUGGCUUUCUGCAGAGUCCAGACUGUAGACUGGAGACUCUGGGGUUGUGGUUCUGCAGUUUGUCAGAGAUCAGCUGUUCUUCUCUGGUCUCAGCUCUGAAGUCCAACCCCUCCCAUCUGAGAGAUCUGGACCUGAGCUACAACAACCUGCAGGAUUCAGGAGUGAAGGAUCUGUGUGGUUUUCUGCAGAGUCCAGACUGUAGACUGGAGACUCUGGGGUUGAAGAACUGCAGGUUGUCAGAGAUCAGCUGUUCUUCUCUGGUCUCAGCUCUGAAGUCCAACCCCUCCCAUCUGAGACAUCUGGACCUGAGUAACAACAAGCUGCAGGAUUCAGGAGUGAAGGAUCUGUGUGGUUUUCUGCAGAGUCCAGACUGUAGACUGGAGACUCUGAGGUUGAGGGGCUGCAGUUUGUCAGAGAUCAGCUGUUCUUCUCUGGCCUCAGCUCUGAAGUCCAACCCCUCCCAUCUGAGAGACCUGGACCUGAGCGACAACAACAAGCUGCAGGAUUCAGGAGUGAAGGAGCUGUGUGAUCUUGUGCAGAGUCCAGACUGUAGACUGAAGACUCUGAGCUGGAAGUGAGGAUGAGCUGUGUCCUGAUGAUCCAGAUGUUGAAGCAGCAGCAGCAGCAGCUUGUGUGUAGAGAGGCUCUGACUGGACCAUGUUACUGGGAGGUAGAGUGGAGAGGAGAGCUUCAUCCAGCAGUGACUGACAGAGGAAUCAGAAGAAGUGGAGAUGACUCUCAGUGCUGCAGUCUGAACUGAUCUGAGAACAGCUCCACUGUCAGACACAGAGUCCAGUCCACCAUCAUCCCUGUGUGUUCCUCUGGAUCUGACAGAGCAGCAUCAGUGUGUCUGGACUUCAACUUGAUAACGUUGAGCUGAAGUUAAUCUGAGGCUUCAGCAGUGUUACACAAAUCAAGUCAUUCUCUUCCACAGUUUUUCUCUUUGACUCGUCUUUAGUUCUGGUGUUUUUACAGCAGAAUAAUGAUUCAUUUACAUUUACUCACACUGUUCCUAUGAAAAAAAGAAAAGAUUGUUCCUCUGUUUUUUAGUAUUUCUCCAUUCAUCCAUCAUCACAGUCAGAGGACACUGCAGAGAGGUUUUAGUGAGGAAAUGACAGUGACACAGUCAUUGAAAUGGUCUGCAGCUCUGUACUUCUGUCAUCAACACUCUGCUUCUUUGUUCACUGACGUUGGAUGUGACAUGAUGUUAAAAAUAAAGUGUAGAUUUCA
Messenger RNA from Lates calcarifer (barramundi perch), 10599 nucleotides. RefSeq lists its product as uncharacterized. The transcript is spliced from 29 exons. Bases 477 to 9947 code for a protein of 3156 amino acids. NCBI's taxonomy places the organism in Eukaryota, Metazoa, Chordata, Actinopteri, Centropomidae. The record is from RefSeq and is a predicted model, not a curated record. Gene Ontology annotation, molecular function: protein binding.